Molecule: messenger RNA, 4506 nt
Organism: Cadophora gregata
Lineage: Eukaryota; Fungi; Ascomycota; Leotiomycetes; Helotiales; Ploettnerulaceae
Exons: 1
Coding region: 2202-4211 (669 amino acids)
Source: RefSeq, a predicted model, not a curated record
GCAGAAAAGUAUCUAGUGUCCAAACCAGCAUUCCUUUUCUUAAGUAUCAAGUUGAUUUUGCAGUAACACCUUUUCUCGCUGGUCACAUGGCCUGCAUGUUCUGGUGCUCCUAGCCACUGCGAGACUAGGUCGCAAACUCUGAUGCAUCUAGACCGCAGAAAGACAACACCAAGGGAAGAAGUCUUCCAAGUUGGAACCCGGUUUUAACUCUGCACUUAUCGUUUACAGUUUGUUGUUAGUAUGGCUAUUGUCGAGUCGAGCGUCUUUGUUGUCGCUGAUUCUGUGUUUGGCUACUUGCGAUACGCCCAGUUUGCUAUGCGGACGGUUUCGCGAACGGGUGAGGAUGAAAAACUCAAAGACCAUAGACUGGAGAGACGAAAAUCGGGUAGCUCCGUUGCUCACUCACCUGUACGAUGCCAUGUAUUGUUCAAGUAUCUAUCAUGGCUGUUUGAACAUCUCAACCCAGAAUACACUCAGGACGCAGCGUUUGACCUCAUAUUCUAGAACUAAAAAUUAGCUGCCAUUGCUAAUUCUCGCCGAUAAGUUGUCGAGCUUAUUAUAUCAUAUCCAAGGGCGAAAUAUGCAUUGCUGGAUUGAUGGACAGAUUCGACAGGAGCAGAUGCUCCUAACAUAGAUUCGAUUGGAGCGUCGAAAGAGCAGCGAGUACCAUCAUCAAUAUUAGAUUUCCGGAGACCAGCUCCCAAAACUUGCCUGAGAAGAGUUUCUCCUAGUCAAUGAACUUUGUCGCAGUUCGCCAGAGGCUGAUUAUACACAUCUACUAUCAGUUCAUGGGUUCAAUGCAACCGAGUGAUUCAUCUGUUCACUGAGCCUCCAAUCAACUUAGAUUCCAAGGGAGACUAGACUGCUAUGUGAAAUUCCCAUGCUCAUGGCGCUCAUAACCAUCGACUAUCAUUUGGGUUUUCGAAGUACCAUUCAACCUCUCCGCCGUCAGGCCUUGAGUGCAGACAAUCAGUCCCGAUUGCUGUUCAAUGAAUCAUAAGAACUCACAAGCACCUUCUUAUCUUGCAUCAACCAUGUCGCACGAAUGCACGCUCAGUGUAUUUUUUUGAGUGGGCAGAAUUGUGUACAUUUAGAGUUCAGACGAAGCGUCCACAGAGGAGGGCCUAGCCUACCGGGGCCUGACCAUCACUCUACUCUCACCGACACAAACCAAACAUUCCUACCAAAUCACAAACCUAGUCUGCUGUUCAAGCUUCUACUCCAGACAACGCAAACUCUAUCGCUGUAAAUUGCAGGGUCUAGCUUACCGGCACCGGGUUAUUUACGCGCAUUAGCUGGGCCACUAGCCUCACACGCGAACGGUCCGAGACCUGCACUGGAGUAUAACCGAGCGGAAAACAUCCAGGCCUAUUGGAGCUGUUGAGAGAUCGAUUCCACAGUUGGCAUCAUCAAGGUUCCGAACAUGAAGAAAUCUGGACUUGCUAGGCGUAGUCCUUUCGGAAAGCUGGUUGAAUAUCCUGCACAGCGACGAGAUAUACUUUUCACAAAACGAUCUACCAUUAUGCUUGAGGGACAUAGAGUUCCUGGUCUUUCCCAACGGGGAAACACGUCAGUCCCAACGGUACGAGGGUGAUUUGCCAAUGUCGCUGAGCUUGGUCAAACGUCCAAAGCCUCUUCCUUUCCUUGUAGAGGAAAUUGAUUAUUUGCUAUUACUAUCUCUCUCAUCAUUGUGCUCUAUUCGGCCGGGUCUGGUAUUUCUUCGUGGGGUUUCGCGGUUUGCUUUCUUUUGCAAUAGAUGAAACAGAUAUCGUUCGUCGCUUACUAGUCCGCCCAAACCUACACAACGCACCGCAAAACAUAAAGGCCGCGAAUUCAAAUGCAGAUCCGCGUGCUUCCACAUAUGCUUUUUGCACUCAGACACUAUUUUAUGCCACACCAAGCGUUAUAUGCAGACGUCUUUAUGCACAACUGUCCCCCACAUAUCUCUGCGUCAUGUGUUUCCUUGGGUGUGUCCGAGAACCUGCUAAGCCUCCGUCCAUAUCUACAUAGACUUCCCAUUCUGGGGUUCAUCUCUUCACGGGUUGUUACUCAUGACUACUCGUCUGUCGAAGGACGCAGGCACGUCCAUCUGUGACUCGGUGCUGUUAGUUCUGUUGAUCAGCCGAGAUCAGCUCGCCACGCUCCUUCUUAGUUCUCAACUCAGCACGAUUUAAGGAUUCGUCAGGUGAUAAUAUGGCAACAUGGCAGGAAUACGCCGUAAUGGUAACCGGGACAUGAGCUGUCGAUGGACAGCUGGUACCCAGGUCGCAGAUACUAUCAGGGGAAUUCUCGAGGGUCUGCAAGGUGCAGCGUCUCCAGUUCUCGCUUGCAGCGAUCAAGGACCACAAACAAAAACACAAUCACUUAUUCCUGCGUCCAUAGAAUCGACACUUCCAACUUCAUCUACUGGUGUCUCUGCAGAACCAUCAAAAAGUACUGGACAGCCAUCAAAUCAGCCCUUAGCAACCCCAGAAUCUUCACCGUCUCAAAGUUCGACAAAUUCAAGUCCAGCAAACGUCACUCCUUCACCUGCAGCCCAGACAACAGUGGCGGAUGUUACCAUCCUGCACCUUUCAUACGUGUCUACAACAAGUCUAAGGACGACACCUGUGACAUUUACAACUUCUACUUCACCAGAAGUAUUUUCCCUGGCUCCGACCUCGUCUCAAACCUCGUCUCCGACCUCGCCUAAAGCUUCCAACAUCGCACUCAGCGCCUCAGUUCCAUUUUCCUCUCUCCAUAUAUCGCAACCUCCGAAACAAACACCACUACCAACUCCGCCCUCUGCGUUCCCUGAAAUCUUCGAAGACUCUUCAGGUGGCUCCAGUCAAGGCCUGGGCUCCUCCACUCCUUCAACAUCAAGCACCAAGAAUGAAGUCUCUUCUCGCGCAGGGCUCAUAAUAGGCGGCGUAAUCGGUGGUGUGAUUAUUCUCGCCGUCCUUUUCACGCUCUAUUUCUGCCGCCGCAUGAAACGAAAACAACAUCGUCGAUCGCUGGGCUAUAUGUCCACCGCUCCAAUGUACAAGCCUUGGAAGAAGAAGGAAGUGGAGAGGAGGAACACGAUGGCAAAUCUAGAGGGACUGCUUGAUGUUGAUAGAGAUCGGGGUAAUGGAAGGGACGGAGAGAGCUUACAUGCAAAGCCGAUGAGAGAUCGCACAGUGCAAUUUCCUACAUCAGCUUCAGCGUUCGCAUAUGAAGGGAAAGGGGCCGCAUCUGCAAGUUCAAGGCCAUUGACGAUGCCCGAGCAAGUAUUUGCGCCAUUACGAGCGAAUCGCUCAUCAAGCCUGUACUCAGGGAGUUUGCUAGAAGGAAUUGAGCUCCUCCCACAGACAUCCCCCCGGAGAGCCAGAGCAAUGUCAGCACACCUCCCUCCUACGAGAUCCGGGUUCCAAGACGGCAAUGCUAUCAUCCUCAAUCCAUUCCUGACUUCUUCUGAGAUGCUUCAACAAAAUCAAAGGAGUACCAAAGCCAAGAGAUCGCCACAUCGCUCAGAUAUCUACAUCUCGCGACCUUACUCUGUCUUCGACAUCGCUCACGAUGAUUUCAAAGGUCGGCAGAGAGAUAGCGCCAUUUCAGGUCUUUCCAAAUUCGAGGACAUGCAUCCUCUAACACCGUCCCCGCUAACGCACUCUUCCAAUUCUCAAUCUCGGUCCAGAUCAAGAUCCAGAUCCGUCACAAGCUCUUACUCCCGAGCAUCAACACCCGCACUCAGCCCCUCACGCUCCAAAUCCCCUUCUGCUUCACAGUUCAGCCGUAUAUCAAGCUUCGCCACCUCGACCAUCACGAAAGUCCAGCGUGCACUCGUUACGGUUAGGGAUCUAGAUAAAGAUGUGAGGUUGAGUUUGGAUGUUGAGCAGGAGUAUGGGUAUCGUCUUCGGGACCUUGGGGGUCGUGACAGCGGAGAUUUUACUUCUCAGUACAAGACUGCAGAUUCUAAUAGAAAAUCCAACGCUGGUGGUAGUAAUUUCAAGAAAGACGUUGUUAUGAUUGUUGGUGAGAGGGAGGUCGGAUUGGAGGAUGAAAGUGAUAAUGCCGGUAGAGGUGGUGGAUUAGAGGCAUGGGACGAACGAGAGAUGCAAAGAAGGAGGAAGGAGUUGGAACAAGCGAAGAUGAAGGCGUAUAAGGGACGUAUUAGACCCGGUAUGGGGGUGCAGAAGAAGGGUGGUGGCGCGAUUGGUGUGGAGAGGAGGUGGACGGGGUGGGGUGGUUGAGCAAGCCCCAACCAGCUUCAGAGUUUGCGACAUGGGAGGGACUCGGAAGUGGACAUGACGAUUCCGGUGAUGGGAAAUAUAUGGGAAGAGGUGGAUUGAGAUGGUUCUAUGAGUUACGACUAUGGAAAUGAGAAAUGAGUGUACAAGGCGUUGCUAUUCUUGUUGUUUUUUGGUAUACCCGUUCUCUGCUGAGCGCGGGAGCAGGGGGCAGCGGGGCUGGGUCUUAGCUGCACGUUCUCUUUCUGUACAUGUACUCUUGGAAACGAAUAAUAACACUGUCUAAUUUAAUGCUCCA